CAUUUUGCUUGUUAUACCAUAUGUACAAUGUGAAUUUUGUAGCUUUUUUUUAAUGGGAAGAAUUGAUUAUUCUCAUGCAUGACUUAGAGUAUAUUGACUAAUUUACGUUUGGAUGAAAAGAAUUUUGAAAAAAAUAAUAAAAAAAUAGAAAAACAAAAUUUCACAUUUGAUUUAAAAGAAAAAUUAAGAAAAUAAUAUUUCAUAUUUGACUAAUAAAUCUUGCAUUAGACGUGGUUCUUGGAAGAAAAUAAUAAUAAUAAUAAAAAAAAAAAAAGAAAAAGAAAGAGGAAAAAAAAAAAAAAGAAGAAGAGGAGAUCAAAACAUUGAAAUUUGCGGGUUAUUUAAACCAAAAAAUAGUAAAAUUUGCGGGUACUGUGGAAAGUGUUUCUGACGCGCGCGUGUGAGCGUGCAAAUUGUCUUCCUCUCUCUGGCAUAACUCCCGCCUCCAUGCAAAUCCGCACAAACGCCUCUUCUCUCUCUCUACACUAUUCAAUCCAUUCUCCUCUAGUAAUCCCUAUCUACAAAUUUUUCCAUUCCUCUCUCUCUCCUUAAUUACUCUCUUUUCAAUUCCUCCCCAGAAAGGAAAAAGUAAAAAUCUGUCCGUUUAGGAACGCAUUUGUUUGGUGUAAUUUCUCAACAAAGGAGGAAACGAAACUUUUCUCUCUGUGUUUUGAAGUAGAGAAUCAAAUACCCCAAACGAAAACGCCAAUUGGUUUUUCAUCUCUCUAAACACUUUCUCUCUCUACAAGUAUACAUUGUGUAAGCAUUUCGGUGGUGCUGCAUCGUCAUCGUUUUGGUAAUGGAGGUUCCUUCGACGGUCCCCGCCGUUCCGGCGUCGCUGUACGUCGGGGACCUCCACCACGACGUAACCGAUGGCCAGCUCUUCGACGCAUUCUCCGAGUUCAAGAGCCUUGCUUCCGUGCGCAUCUGCCGUGACUCGUCGACCGGUCGCUCCCUCUGUUAUGGCUACGUCAACUUCAUCUCUCCUGAAGACGCGAUUCAUGCAAUUGAGGCCAAGAAUCACACUAUUCUGAAUGGAAAAGUGAUAAGGGUUACGUGGUCACAUCGUGAUCCUGAUUCGAGGAAGAGUGGAAUUGGAAAUGUGUUUGUCAAGAAUAUAAGUGAAUCAAUUGAUAAUGGGAAGCUUCAAGAAAUGUUUCAGAAAUAUGGGAACAUCUUAUCUUGCAAAAUUGUCAUGUCCGAGGAUGGGAAGAGCAAAGGAUAUGGUUUUGUCCAGUUUGAGUCUGAGGAAUCUGCAACUGAUGCCAUUGAGAAGCUUAAUGGCUCAACUGCUGAAGGCAAGCAGAUGUAUGUUGGUAAGUUUGUGAAAAAAAAUGAUCGGGUUUUACCAAGUCCCGAUGCUAAAUUUACAAAUCUAUACAUGAAGAAUUUGGAUCCAGAUGUCUCAGAAGAACUUCUUAGGGGGAAGUUCUCUGAGUUUGGGAAAGUUCUUAGCUUGAUUGUAUCAAAGGACGAGAAUGGGGCCUCAAAAGGAUUUGGAUUUGUGAACUUUGAUAGCCCAGAUGAUGCCAGAAGGGCAAUGGAAGCUAUGAAUGAAUCACAGCUUGGCUCCAAGGUUCUGUACGUAGCUAGGGCACAGAAGAAAGCAGAGCGUGAGCAGAUUUUGCGUCAUCAGUUUGAGGAGAAACGGAAGGAGCAAAUUUUGAAAUACCAGGGUUCAAACAUUUAUGUCAAGAAUAUUGAUGAUGCUGUCACUGAUGAUGAGCUACGAGAACACUUCAGUCAGUGUGGCACAAUCACUUCUGCGAAACUUAUGCUAGAUGACAAAGGAGUGAGUAAGGGGUUUGGAUUUGUUUGCUUUUCUACACCCGAGGAGGCCAAUGAAGCUGUGAACACUUUUCAUGGAUACAUGUUUCACCAAAAGCCGCUAUAUGUGGCUAUUGCUCAAAGGAAAGAGGACAGGCAAGCCCAGUUACAGCUUCAGUAUGCGCAGCUAAUGGCAGGACUUGCGGCUUCUUCUGCUGUUAUUCCUGGGGGAUAUCAUCCUCUUUAUUACACAGCUCCUCCUGGGGUUGUUUCACAAAUACCUCCACGACCAGGGCUUAUGUAUCAGCCUCUGGGGUUGAGGCCAGUAUGGAGGGCUAAUGGUUUUGCACCUCCAACCCGACCGGGUUUUCAACAGUCUCCGCUUCCCAUGAUUUCUAAUGCUCCAAGACAACAUAGGCAAAGCAGAGGCCGGAUGAAUGGACAUAUACUUUCACAGGGUGCUGGUCGCACUGUUUCAUAUGUGCCGCAUUUGCAACAGCACCCUCAAUCAAAAGAUUCAAGCAAUCCACAGCGGGCUGGGCAGGCUAGGAAUGCGACACACGGGCGUCCACGUGACAUAAAUAAAGGAUCUGGAGCCUCAUUGGCUGCUUCCAGUUCUUUUGGAUCAGGUUCCGAGGGAUCAGAGAUGUUGAGCAGCAAGCUUGCUGCUGCUUCCCCCGAGCAGCAGAAACAGAUACUAGGGGAGCGCCUCUACCCCCUCGUCCAGAAUCACAAGCCUGAUCUUGCUGCAAAGAUAACCGGAAUGCUUCUGGAGAUGGACAACUCAGAACUGCUUCUGUUGUUGGAGUCACCGGAGUCACUAGCUGGCAAGGUAGAAGAAGCUGUUCAGGUACUCAAGCUUUCCAAUGCCAAAGUAUCAGGUCAAGAUGCACUUCAUUCUAGUUACCUAUCGGCCGAGGUUGCAGUAAACUGAAAAAGGAAGCUGUCCAAGAAUAUUUAAUUUUUUUUCCAAAGACAAGAGGGUCACUCCACCGAUCUGGUUUCAAGUGAGCAUGAUUUUUGAUAGAUACCAUCAGCGAACCAUCUGAGAUUCUCUGGCUUUUAAAAUUUAUGCUUUUUAGUCUUUAUUUAUGGUAUAGAAUAUUUCUAACUUUAAACAUCUGGUAUUUCCUUGCUAUUUAUGGAUCUGACUUUAGAACUUGAGGUUUUGUCAAUUUCUGAACAUUAGUUGAAAAUUUCUGAACAUCUUCAAGUUAAGCUCGAAAUCGAACACACAAAAAGGAAAGAAUUGACGUGUUAAGCUUCAAAUCCAACAAGCACAGUCAUCUGGGGAUCUGGGAGGUAAGUCCCUUCGUAUAGCUGCAAAUUGCAGGUUCAGUUUAUGAACUGCUUCUUAUGCUGAGGUCCCUCGACCCAGGAAGCUUUUUAUCGGCACUGCUGCAGACUAUGUUGUGAUAAUGGUUCACUAUUCACUAUAAAAAUUGGUUUUCAUAUUUCUGGUAUAUGUGGUGUAAAUAUGGACAAAAAUAUUUCUCUCUCU
Messenger RNA from Cornus florida, 3268 nucleotides. Its product is annotated as polyadenylate-binding protein 7-like. Gene Ontology annotation, molecular function: RNA binding. The transcript is spliced from 10 exons. NCBI's taxonomy places the organism in Eukaryota, Viridiplantae, Streptophyta, Magnoliopsida, Cornales, Cornaceae. The record is from RefSeq and is a predicted model, not a curated record. Bases 800 to 2701 code for a protein of 633 amino acids. Gene Ontology annotation, cellular component: ribonucleoprotein complex.